GGCUGCUUCGGCGUAUGCUGUUUCUUCGGGCGAAAUCUUGAAAUCGAUGAACACAGGUCUAUGCGUUUGCCUUUGGCCUAUUCGACGCUGAGCAUCAUUGGCCGAUUUCAAUUUCUCAAGCAACUCGAUCAUCCGCAUCUUUGCGCCUACUUAGACAUUCAGCGAGGAAAAUACGAUUGGCUAUAUAUUGUAUCAGAGCAUUACUGUACCACUAUUUCCAGUCUGAUGAACUUGGACGAUGCGCAUAGAAGGGAGCGAAUUCCUCAGAUCGCGUUUGAAAUCCUCAGUGGCUUAAACUAUCUGCAUCAAAACGGUAUCGUGAAUGGUUUUUUGUGCCCAGAAAAUGUUUUGCUCAACUCCAAGGGGUGGGUCAAAUUGUCACAUUUUGGUCUCUAUCAUUUGUCGGACAAGGGUAAAAAUGUCACCUUCCCUAUUGGAGAUCCGUUUUAUUCAGCCCCCGAAAUGUACGGAAAUGCCGACGGAGUUCCACACAGUCGAAAGUGCGAUGUUUGGUCGUUUGCACUAAUUAUUCUCGAACUCGUUCUGGAACGGAUCAAAAUUCGAUUCUCGGUUUGA
Molecule: messenger RNA, 576 nt
Organism: Soboliphyme baturini
Lineage: Eukaryota; Metazoa; Nematoda; Enoplea; Dioctophymatida; Soboliphymatidae
Source: the annotation of a GenBank genome assembly